This is a messenger RNA of Oreochromis aureus, 757 nucleotides long. RefSeq lists its product as uncharacterized. NCBI's taxonomy places the organism in Eukaryota, Metazoa, Chordata, Actinopteri, Cichliformes, Cichlidae. Gene Ontology annotation, cellular component: external side of plasma membrane. The coding region runs from base 67 to 723 and encodes 218 amino acids. The transcript has 4 exons. Gene Ontology annotation, biological process: positive regulation of T cell proliferation; cell surface receptor signaling pathway; cellular response to lipopolysaccharide. The record is from RefSeq and is a predicted model, not a curated record.
UAUCUCACUGUCACACUUCCAAACUCACAUUUUACUGGUUUUGCUGUCUCCUCUUACAGGGAGAAGAUGAUCUGCAGGAUUCUGUUGCUCACCAUCCUAACCUCAUGUGUCUCUGGAUCAUUUGUAGUCAAUGUGACACAGAGCUCCUAUCAGGCAGAGGAGAACCACAACAUCACACUGGAGUGGACGUUCACCACCAAACCUGACAGAGCCAACAAAACUCUCAACAUCCUCUGUGAAAAGACAGCAAAUAAUACAUCCUCAAUCCUGUAUCAGGUUCAUGAAGGUGUUGAGGUGUCAGAGUCUCAGGAUGCAAAGUUUUCAGGACGAGUCCAGAGUGACAAAGACGCCCUCAGAGAAGGACGAAUCAGACUUCAACUGUCCAGACUCAGGACUGAUGACUCGGGUCUGUACCUGUGUGAGGUGAACACUGAUUAUGGUGUGAACACCGGAAAAUGUUGGCUCAAUGUCACCGAGGUUUGGUCUGUACCGCAGAAGGGGAAACUACUACUCAUCGGACGCAAAAUGGUCCACAUAAUCUGUGUAGUGCUACUCCUUGUGUUAUCAGGUGUAAUUUUGUUCUUCAUUCGUGCGGGGAGAUUCUUCUCCUGGCUAUGUAAAAAGGGGUGGAAAACGAAACCUGCAGAAGGAAAACCCAGUGAGGAGCAAAUCACCAUUACCAGAGCUGAAGGACAGCAGCAGAUGUAUCCACAUGAGGCCUAAAACCCGGUGUUCUAACACAACUGAAGAUUUUGUC